This is a messenger RNA of Eremothecium gossypii ATCC 10895, 1803 nucleotides long. RefSeq names its product sorting nexin 1 (gene VPS5). Bases 1 to 1803 code for a protein of 600 amino acids. NCBI's taxonomy places the organism in Eukaryota, Fungi, Ascomycota, Saccharomycetes, Saccharomycetales, Saccharomycetaceae. Gene Ontology annotation, biological process: retrograde transport, endosome to Golgi; protein retention in Golgi apparatus. The transcript has a single exon. The record is from RefSeq and is marked provisional. Gene Ontology annotation, molecular function: phosphatidylinositol binding. Gene Ontology annotation, cellular component: endosome.
AUGGACAGCAACAACUGGCUAGAAGCCCCGAAGUGGGGCAGCGCUACGGACAACACGGUGGGUCAGCUGAGCCAGACGCUGGGAACGCUGGGGCAGGGCGUGCUGGGCGGGUCGGCGGCCAAGGAGGAGCUGGAGCACAACGCGUGGGGCGCGGGGCCAGAACGGACGGGCAACGAGAACGACGGGGCGGAGGGGCAGGAGGAACACUCGCAGAAGCUGCUGAGCACGCUGGCGCCGCACGAGGACCCGCUGCAGGGGCUGGGGGAGAUACGGUCGCCGGGGAAGGACGACCCGCUGUUUGCCGGGGGCUCGCCUCUGACGGUGGAGCCGGAGCCGCAGGGCACGAACCGGGCAGCGGGGGGCAAGAAGCACGGGAAGGUGCAGCGGCUGUUCAGCACGACGAUGCGGCGGCGGGCGGCGCUGGGCGCAGAGCAGCGCGCGGACCUGAUCCAGGACCCACUGGCGCGCGAGGCGGCGCCGACGCAGCCGGCGCCGGCGGUGGAGGUGGCGCGGCCACGGGUUGCGGUGCAGGCGGAGGCGCCGCUGUUUGAGCUACCGGCGCAGGAGCGUGUGGAGACGGCGCCGGCGGCGCCGGUGGCGCUUGAGACGUUUGCCAUCGCGGUGGUGGACCCAGUGAAGGUCGCGGACCGGACGUUCUCGCACGUGGAGUACUCGGUGCGCACGCGGUCGCCGCUCGUGGGCGAUGCGGAGGUCAGCGUGCAGCGGCGGUACCGGGACUUCCGGUGGCUCUACCGGCAGCUUCAGAGCAACCACUGGGGGAAGGUGAUUCCGCCGCCCCCAGACAAGCAAAAGGUGGGGCGGUUCAAGCAGGACUUCAUCGAGAAUCGGCGGUUCCAGAUGGAGCGAAUGUUGCAGCGCAUCGCGCAGAACGCGGCCCUACAGAACGACCAGGACUUCCUGUUGUUCCUCACGAGCACGAACUUUGUGCAGGACUCGAAGGAGCGCGAGCAGGCCACUGGCUCGCGCGCGUCGAGUGACAGCAACGAUCUUUCGGAGAUUCACCUGAGCGAGCUGACGCUUCUGGGGCCUGACGAUGCAGAGAGCGUUAUUCGCAACGGAGGGUUGGAAAGCGACACCGGGUCUCUCUUCAUGAGUCUUUCCUUCAGUUCAGUGCCCAAAUAUACAGAGCCAGAUACCUUUAUCAUGGAAAAACGGCAGCAUAUCGAUGUAAUGGAGGAGCAGCUACGUCAGAUGUACAAGUCCUUAGAGCUCGUGGAUAGUCAGAAAAACGAGCUAGUGUCUGUAAUCAAGGAGUUCGCGGCCACGAUCAAUUCUCUGGUGGAAUUGGAAGCCUCGAAGAGGAUAUCGAGCAUUUUAUCGAACUUUGCGGAAGUCCACUUGCGCAUUAUGGAGUCUCUCCAACGGACUUCCCUGCAGGACUCGCUGACUCUCGGUGUGACGAUCGAUGAAUACCUCAGGUCACUAGGCAGUAUCAAGGCGGUUUUCAAUCAGCGGGCAAAGUUGGGCUACUAUUUGGUCAUUGUCGAAUCCGACCUACACAAGAAGCAAGCACAUCUGCAGAAACUAACGACAAGCGGCAAGAGUCCAACUGAUAAAGCCGCUGCGGCCAAGCAGGAGCUCGCCAACCUACAACGGAGGCAUAAGACAAUAAAGGAUCACUGGGAACACAUUGCAGAAACUUUGCGGGAUGAGCUAGCAGCAUAUAGUGAAGCUAAAAUCACAGAUUUCAGGAACAACCUGGAGAUAUACCUCGAAUCUGCGAUCGAAACACAAAAGGAGUGCAUUGAACUGUGGGAAACAUUCUACCAAAAUAAUUUGUAG